AUGGGACGGUUCUCACUACGGCGAGCGCAUGAGGAUCAGACAACGGAUGAGGAAAUCGAGUACUACCAACCUGAAACCGGCCAAACCCUGCAGCGCUCCAGCCUCCGAAACCAAGGCGAAUCGGAGAGUGAUGCAGAGGGGCCACAUCACGGCGGCGCGGGGGGAGCGGGAGGAGGAGGGGGAGCUGGCGGCAGAUCUGUGGCAGAUAGGCUGCGGCGAACCAGCGUGGACUUCGGAAGGCGCAUAGCGGUCGGGCCAGCUCAGGCCUCGAAGGCAGCGGACACGGAGGUACGGCAGGAGGAGGCGGCAAAGGCGGAGGCGGAGGCGGCGGAAGCGCAGUGCCAGCAGCGGGUUCGGGAGCACCAGUGGCACCGUUACGGCAAGCCCGGAGGGUACGGCAACCAGCAUGAGGGCCCCACGGAUGGGGGCAGCUCCGAAGCCGCCAUGCUGGCAAUUUACGAGGACUCAGCUGAUGACGUGGCGUACGGCACCGGCGCUACGUUAGCGAGCCAGGGCAGCGCCGCCGCCGCCGCCGCCAGCGCCAUAGGGGCACACCCCAUCAGCUUCAGCCCGGAUCUGAGCACGCGUACGUCACCCAACGGUUCUCAGGCUGCCGCGACGUCCCCAACCACCACGAGCCAGCAGGGCCGUGUCACCCGCGGGCUCUCCCGCCUCAAAUUACCCACUACGCUGGGGUUCCGCUCCGGAACCAGCUCCAGGGAGUCAACUGAAACAGGGGACCGUGGUGGUGGCGGCGGCGGCGGCGGCGGCGUUCGUGGCCACAGCUUCACGAUGGGCCGAACGUCGCCGUUUGGCAACAUGGGUUCGGGGAGGCUGACGUCGGUUGAGUCCCCCUUGGCGGGCCUUAUAUCUCGGUCGCCGCCGGGCAGCGGCGAUGCUGGCGGCGGUGGCAGCGGCGGAAAGGGGAGUUUUACGGGUUGGCGGGCUAAGAGCUCGAAGGCGUUCCUUGGCAGCAGCGGCGGCAGCACCGUGACGGGCACGACGGCCCGCUGGGGUGCGGAGGGGACCAAUCAGAGGGUACAUGGGAAGGAUGGCGCCUUGGCGGCGGCGGCGGCGGCAGAGCUGACGGACGGGGGGGAGUCGUCGCAGCGCAGUACGGCAGCUGCGGCGGGAGCGGCCGCGGGGGGAAUCCGCUCGGUCGCUAUGCAGAAGUUGCGUCGCACCGUGGGCCUUAUCCGAAUUGCUCUGGCGUUCAACUUCGGGCAGCAGCAGCAGCAACAGCAGCAGCAGCAGCGCCACCCGCGGAGACGGAGUUUGGAUCGCGAGUCCACGGGCAGCAAGAUACCGCUCAGUAACAGGUAUUUUGACGACGACAGCGACGAAGCGGAUAAUGUGGGUCAGUCCGACCCCGCGCCUGAACCGCCGUACGAGAUUGGCCUGGCCUUACCGCCGCUGCCACGUGCGUCUUUCGAGUACACGCUAGAGCAGACAGCGCCGGCGGCGGCAACGGCGGUGGCGCUGCCACAGGUGCCGCCGCUGCCGCAACUGUCUUCCAUCAAGUCUUGCGGCGGCCUAACUGUUAUGCCGUACAGCACCCACCAGCCCUCCCGCUUCGCGCCCAAGGGUGCCGCUGGCGGGGACUCCUCGCGGUCUCUGAGCCCUGCCAGCACGCCGCCGGCGGCUCCAGUACGUCCGCCAUCAUUACAGAGGCUCUCCUCCGACACCGACGACAGGGACGGUUGUCGUGACGGCAACGGCGACGCCGCCGCCGCCGCCGGUGGAGCUGGUCAACGGUCUCCCGGAAAGACGGCGGAUACGGUAGCGUCGCCAAGGUCACCAGGCGAGGGGCGAGGGGCAUCAGGCGACGUACGGCGGCGGCGCUUUAAGCAGAGUGCCCUUCUGAGCAGCAACGGAGACGUUCAGCCGCUUCAGCGACUAUCCCUGGAGGUGACCGUACGGAACCCCAUGACAAGUGACGUGGAGCUGGAAGAUCUAAUCCAGGACACGAAAGAGGCGUGUCCAAUGGAGAUCCAAACACACACGUCCUCAGCUUCACUCCCAACCCCAGCCCCACACCCAGAUCCAGUUCCAAAUCCAGAUGCAAGAGCAGGGGCAGCUUCCAGCAGCCGGGGUGGCUUAGCACCAACAGCAUCAUUCGCCUCCGCCUCCGCUUCCGCCUCCGCCGCGAGUGUGGGUGCGGGUGCGGGUGCGGGUGCGGGUGCGGGUGCGGGUGCGGGUGCGGGUGCGGCCGUCGAGGGGCGACUAUUCACCGUCACAGAGCUGCAACCAACCACUGCGCUGACUGUCGUCAACGUCGUACCUUCCCGCCGUACCUCCAUGCCGUCACCGUUUCAGGAGCAUCAAGCCACGGAGUCGCUUCAUGCCGCCGCUGCCAGCGAAGGAGUCGGCGGCGGCGGCAGUGGUGCUGCCGGCGUCAGCGGCGGCGGCGGCGGCGUGAAGGCGCAUCCCGUCUUCCAGCGGAUGCAGACCUCAUGGGAGCUGCCCGACGUCACGGCGGCGGAUCUUGCCGUACAUGGCAAGCAGCACAUGUCGCUACCGCCGCCGGCAGCGGCGACGUCGGUGUCGGUGCCGACGCCGCCGGUGGCGGCGCUGUCCGCGACGCGGCUGCUUGGUCCGCAGCAGCGACAGCAGCAACAAAAGUCGGCGAGAUCGUCCGGCGGCGGCGUCGGCGGCGGCGUCAGCAAGACGGUGCAAUUGUUGUUGCAAAAGCUGAAUGCACUGCCACCGAACCUGCGCGCUGAGAUUAUCACGCAGCUCAGCGGCCCGUCGGAAGUACGGAUGCUUUUGUCGCAGUCCACGGCGCCGGCGCCGGCGGCGGCGGCUGAGACGGCGAUGGCGGCGGCGAUGAUCGCGGGGGGCAGCAGUUUUGGGCCCCACCGUUCUGCUACCUCACCGUUCGCGGGCGCAACGGGGGCGGCGGCGGCGGCGGCGGCGGGGGGGCCGGCGGGAGGCCCGGAGUUCCAGGCCGCGGUGACACAUUUCGCCGACAGCGCAGGCAUCGCCGCCUCCGCUGCCUCCGUCAGAGGCGUCGCCGUCACUGGCGCUGAAGCGGCGGCUUACAGAACACAGCAGCCGAAGCAGAGAUGGGAUGUCAGCGACCGGAAGACCGGGCACCAUGCCCUCCUUGCUUUCCAUCAACAGCCGCCACAGAAAUCCCGUUUCACAGGAGCUCCUGACGGAGAUCUCCGCUGCAGCGGCGGCGCAGUACGGCACCUCGCUGCCGUACAUACCCCUUGCCGCUUCUUCCAAUGCCGCCGCCCCCACUGCGGCGGAUACUCGCCCAACUCCUUCGCCGGCCGCUGCCGCCGCCGCCGGCCGUCGCCGCCAGAUAAUCUCGACCCGCGGGUCGCGGCUGCGCUCCAGGCGGCAGGAUUGCAAGUCAAUUUCAGCAGUCCGUCAGCACCCGCCGUCGGCGCCGCCGCUGACGUCAGUGAUGUAGUGCCUCCGCCUCCGCCAGCGGUACCGUUGCGGUACCGGCCGUCUGGGAAGAACACCUACCAACCAACGAGUGCGGAGAUAUUAUUGGCCAGAAGGACAACACAGGAACGGUCAACACAGGGCACAGUGUACGGCAAGCCUUCGGAGCAGUGGAACUCGAUGGGGGCAAUGCCUACGCCGCACAGGCCCGGAGCCGUACGCAGCGACGGCGGCGGCGGCGGCGACGGCGGUGCUACUGCCGCCGCCGUGAAGCUUUCGCAUUCGCCGUCUUCUCAGCCACAGCCUUGGCCAAUUAACCCGGUCGCCUUCCGGCAACAGCAGCAGCUGCCGCCGCAAUACCCCAAACGUGCGCUGCAUGCUCAACAAAACGCGGACGAACAGCACUUGACCCAGGACGUGCAACAGCCUCCACGGCAGCAGUCUGUACGGCAGGGUCAAGUAGUCGAAGGCAGGGACGUAGGUCCCGUCGGGGCAGCCCUAGCGGCGGCGGCGGUGGCGGAAGAGGAGGGUCUGGACGACCGGCGAGCGGCGGCUGCGUGGGAGGAGAAGCAUCAUGAGGUCCCGACGUCACCGCAACAACCGCCGCAACAACCGUCGCAACAACCGUCGCAACUGCCGCCGCCGCAGCAGCAACCACGGUCAGCUUCCCCUGCUCGCGCUUUGUUGGGCUCCCUGAUUCGGUCAAUACGGUCCCCGUCCAAGUGGCCGUCGUCGCCGUCGCGAUCGCGUCGUAACUCCACCGCUGGCGUUACGUCGGCGACCGCGAGUGCAACCGCCACGACGGCGACGGCAGCGGCGGCAGCGGCAGCUGCGGUGGCGGCGGCGACGGCUUUUGUAAACGAGUCCACAUCCGAGCCUCAUCAUGCUCAGUCACACGCCGCCGCCGCCGCCGCCGCCACUGCUACUGGUGUUGCUGCUUCCACGCGUUGUGGUUUCAGCUUCGGCGGCGGCGGCGGCGGCGGCGGCGACGCCACCGCUACGGGUCCUCGAAGGUACUGGCAAUGGAUUGUCAUAUUGCCGUACAGCUCCGCCGGGAGCUGCAGGACAGUCCGCAAGCGGGGAAUACGACAAUCUACCCGUCAUCCCGGGAAACGGCGCAGCUGGCGCCAGGGCCGCCGCCGCCGCCACCACCAUAACUUUACGGCAAAAAGGAAGCAGCGUCGAAGACCAGCCGACGGAAGAGAUCGCCGACGAGCUGGAGCCCUCCAGGGCGCUGUUGUUGUUGCUGCCCCGGGGGGCCCUACGUCGGCGGCAGCGGCGGGCGCGGCGGAGGUGCUGAACGUCCCGACGCCAGACCUAGCGUCAUGGCAGCCGCUGCCGCUGCCGCUGCCGACGCCGCAUCUUCGUGACGCUCGCGCCGCGAACUUAACCGCCGUCGGCAAUGCAAUGCUCUCAGGGGCGUACGGUGGCGGCGGCGGCGGCGGCUGCGACGCAACGGCAGCGGCGGACGGCAGGGCCACCGCCCCGGCGGCGGUGCUGCUGCCGGCGGAAGCCAUCCGCCGGGGGGAGCUACAGCUACAGCUACAGCUACAGCUACAACAGCAGCAGGCGGGGCCCCAGCGGCUAGGGCCGGCGGCGGCGAUGCUGUUGGGUCAGCCAAGUGUCAGCCGGGCUCUUCUCUCGUCCCACCCGAUUACGUGUGUGGAUGUUGGCGCAGACGGCACAGAAUGA
Messenger RNA from Volvox carteri f. nagariensis, 5091 nucleotides. RefSeq lists its product as uncharacterized. Lineage: Eukaryota; Viridiplantae; Chlorophyta; Chlorophyceae; Chlamydomonadales; Volvocaceae. Bases 1 to 5091 code for a protein of 1696 amino acids. The transcript is spliced from 23 exons. The record is from RefSeq and is a predicted model, not a curated record.